Messenger RNA from Limulus polyphemus (Atlantic horseshoe crab), 1153 nucleotides. RefSeq names its product coatomer subunit gamma-2-like. The annotation marks the transcript as partial. Lineage: Eukaryota; Metazoa; Arthropoda; Merostomata; Xiphosura; Limulidae. The transcript has 9 exons. Gene Ontology annotation, biological process: intra-Golgi vesicle-mediated transport; organelle transport along microtubule; endoplasmic reticulum to Golgi vesicle-mediated transport. Gene Ontology annotation, cellular component: endoplasmic reticulum; COPI vesicle coat; endoplasmic reticulum-Golgi intermediate compartment. The record is from RefSeq and is a predicted model, not a curated record.
ACUCUAAAGCAGUUUUUUGUGUGUAUGUUACAGGAGGACCAGUACAGAGCUGCAGCCAUCCGUGCUCUUUGUAAAAUCACAGAUAGUGGAAUGUUACAAGCAAUAGAAAGAUACAUGAAACAAGCAAUUGUGGACAAAAAUCACUCUGUAUCUAGUGCUUCACUUGUUUCAUCCUUGCAUCUGAUGAGAGUGAGUCCUGACGUUGUAAAGAGGUGGGUUAAUGAAGCUCAGGAAGCCGUGAAUGCAGAUAAUGUGAUGGUGCAGUAUCACGCCCUCGGACUUUUGUACCACAUUCGUAGAUCUGAUCGUCUUGCCGUGUCGAAACUGGUGACCAAAUACGCUCGCUCUGCACUGAAAUCUCCAUAUGCUGUUUGUAUGCUGAUUCGAAUUGCCAGUAAACUGAUUGCAGAUGGUGAUGCAGGGCCAGACAGUCCAUUGUUUGAGUUCAUAGAGAACUGUCUAAGGCACAAGAGUGAGAUGGUGAUAUAUGAAGCAGCUAACGCUAUUGUUAACCUCAAGUCCACAACGCCACGUGAACUGGCACCUUCCAUCUCGGUUUUGCAACUUUUCUGUAGUUCUCCGAAGCCAACACUUCGAUUUGCUGCUGUCAGAACGCUGAACAAGGUGUCCAUGUCUCAUCCUGCAGCAGUCACAGCUUGUAACAUGGAUUUGGAGAACCUUAUCACUGAUGUUAACCGUAGUAUUGCCACUCUUGCCAUCACAACUUUAUUAAAGACUGGUAGUGAGAGUAGUGUAGAAAGACUGAUGAAACAGAUCUCGAGCUUCAUGUCAGAAAUAUCUGAUGAAUUUAAAACAGUUGUAGUUCAGGCCAUCAGGUCACUUUGUCAGAAGUUCCCAAGGAAACACAGUAUCAUGAUGAACUUCCUGUCAUCAAUGUUGAGGGAAGAAGGAGGGUUUGAGUACAAGAAAACUAUAGUCGAUACGAUCAUCAAUAUUAUUGAAGAUAAUCAGGAAGCUAAAGAAGCAGGUUUAGCACAUCUUUGUGAAUUUAUUGAGGACUGUGAACACACUAGUUUAGCUGUCCGCAUCCUUUAUCUGCUCGGUAGAGAAGGCCCACGAACGUCCCAACCAUCCAAGUACAUCCGCUUUAUCUAUAACAGGUUAAUCUUAGAAAAUGGCUCAGUUAGAGCAG